AUUCUGAUGUUAAAAUGAAAUUUUUGAUCACCAAAAUGAAUUCCUUUUCCUUUUUUCCAAAAAAGAACUCCUUUCGGUGUAUUAGAGUGUGGUUCGAUGUUGGCUGGGCUUUGUAUUCUUCCAGUAUUGCAUUAGGAUCUUUAAUUUUAUCAUGAGUUUGUUGGGUCCUAAAUCUUUAUUCUUCUGUUGGUUAUAUUUUGAUUAUCCACAGAAGAUUUCAAACCUUUUAUGCCCAAAAGGUUAAGAGGCCCAUAGCUAUGUGUAGUUUAUAGAAGAUAGUUUGGGGGUCGUUUAGUUCGUUAACCUUACGCAGGGACAAGAAAUCUGAUCAGGUUGAUUAGGUGAUUUCUAUGUGCUUAAACUUUUCAUUCACGAAUAUGGCCACUGUGAUAUCACCUUUACCACAACUUGUACAUAUUACUAGUGAUAAAAAGUCUGUUGUUGCUCUGAGAUCAUGUUUUCUCCCAGCGCCCAUCUCUGAUAACACGGGAAGUAAAAGAUUCUGUAACAAUAUUAAGAGAAAGAAAUGUCGAGGGGAUUAUUACUUGACAAUUGUUUCCGCUUUUAAGCAUGUUAAAGACCCUUCUUUGGACAAGAAUGUAGUGAAGCAAAACAAGCUUAGGUUUGUACAGAAACUUAAAACACUAUUGCUUUCGAAACCUAAGCAAUUUAUGCAUCUCAAUGACCUGUGUAAGUGUAGGUCUUAUUUAGCGGUUUCUAAGCCGAAAUCUAUUAUUUCCAUGAUUCAUCGGUACCCAACUAUUUUUGAGCUUUUCUGGAUUCCAAUGCCUUCGAAGCCACUCAAUGCGACGAAGCCACUUACUCAACUUUGUGUACGUUUGACCCCGGAGGCAACAGCACUUGCCAAGAAAGAAAGUAAGCUUAAGUCUGAUAUGGCUGUUUAUUUGGCUAUAAAAUUACAGAAACUUUUAAUGCUAUCGUUGCAUCACCGGCUUCUGUUAGCAAAGCUGGUUCACCUUGCCCCUGACCUUGGUCUUCCUGUUGAUUUUCGGGCUAGACUCUGUAAUGAACAUCCAGAGCGGUUUAAGGUUGUUGACACUUCGUAUGGUCGUGCUCUUGAGCUUGUGUCAUGGGACUCACAUUUGGCCAAACGUAUGCCAUCACCAGAGGUAGUUAAACGUGAUGAUUUAAUAGUGGACAGGCCCUUGAAAUUCAAUCGCUUGAGAAUUCGGAGAAAGGGGUUUAAUGUAAAGAGGCGCCACCAAGAGUUUCUGAUCAAGUUUGAAGAAUUCACGGAUGUAUGCCCAUAUAAUACAAAAGUGGGAGAUUUGGUAAAAGAGUCACUGAGGGCUGAAAAGAGAGCUUGUGAUGUAGUGAGGGAGGUGUUAGGAAUGACGGUUGAGAAGAGGACCUUGGUUGACCAUUUAACACACUUCCGGAGGGAUUUUGGACUUCCCAACAAGUUGAGGGGCUUGCUGGUGAGGCAUCCCGAGUUGUUUUAUGUGAGCCUGAAAGGUCAAAGGGACUCUGUGUUUCUAGUAGAAGGCUAUGAUGACAAGGGUGUACUAUUGGAGAGGGAUGCAACAACGGUGACAAAAGAACUAUUACUGGACUUGGUUAAUGAAGGGAAGAGGAUGAGGCGAGAAAGGAGGAUAAAGGGUGACACUACUGACCGUCAUAUCGACCUCCAACAAGUGGAAUUUGAUGAUGCAGAUGAUGAACCUGAUGAGUAUGGGGAUGAUUUAGAUAAUUUAUUUGAAUCUGAUGAUGAUUAUGGUUCUGGAAGCAAUGAUGAUGAGAAUCAGAGGGACGAGUUGUUUGAGAUUUACAAGGAAGGUGUGUUUUGGACUGCUGAAGUGGAUUCUUCCCUUGGCAUUGAGAAUGGUAGAAAUUUGGAACCUUGGUGAGAUAUCAGGUAUUCUGGUAGUAUACAAAUUCUUGAGGUCUCUCUCUGGUUGUAAAGUAGUUCCCCUGCACUGGAACUUGUUGCAUCAUUUUGCGCAAGAGGAAGAAACAAUAAAUAUUUUCAUCAUGGCGUGAAAUACCAUAGGGUCUUUAUAAGUAAGAAAUUUAUAUACUUUGUUACAAUGUGUUAAGUUGUCUACAGGCUUCUUAAACAUUUUUGGACUUGUGAUUUGUACAUUAAGGUAAUUUGUGUGUUCAA
Messenger RNA from Daucus carota subsp. sativus, 2125 nucleotides. RefSeq names its product protein WHAT'S THIS FACTOR 1 homolog, chloroplastic. The record is from RefSeq and is a predicted model, not a curated record. Bases 351 to 1868 code for a protein of 505 amino acids. Gene Ontology annotation, molecular function: RNA binding. The transcript is spliced from 2 exons. Lineage: Eukaryota; Viridiplantae; Streptophyta; Magnoliopsida; Apiales; Apiaceae.